AUACUUCUAUACAGUCACACCGGCAACGUUAAACCGCGAAACUUGACCGGCACGAAUCCCAGUCAUCAUGACGCAGAGGAAAUCAUUACCAACAUUGCAGUGGACACUCCGGGAUCGGUCAGUUUUGCCGAGAAAACUUCGACUGAAAACCCACAGAAAUCGAAGAAUACUUGGACGCGAUUUCUCAUCGGCAUUAUCCCCCUUCUCGGAUAUGUUGCAUCCAGUGUGACGGAAUCUCAGAUGAAUAAUUUACUGUAUGCCACAAAAGCCGACGGAACUCCCAGCGCUUUCAAUGCACCUUUCACAUACGUCGGUCUGAAAUCAGCAUGCCGGCUUCUGACUUGGGUGCUAGGAAUUGCUGUGGCCUUUAUUUAUUACAAGGUCAAAGGGCGUCAUUUUUCAUUCCGGGAUUAUCGCAGAGAAUCAGAGACGGUGACCGGACCGGAAGGCCUUACUGCCUUUGUUUUGGUGCGGCAUUAUAUUCCCGUUGGAUUAUCACUCCUGGUUAUGCAAUGUGGAUUUAGCUUCUCGCUCAAAUACAUUCACCCGUCCGUUUCCAUCGCCAUCUUCACCAGCACUGUGGCAUUUUCUUACCUGCUGUCGAUUAUUUUUAUGAAGCACAAAAUUUAUCUGAUCAAGCUGAUCUUCGUUGUUGCAAGCUUCACCGGUGUCACUCUGAUCGCGUACGAUAGUAUUACGAAAGUUGCAACCGAGAAACCGGCACCAGAAAAUGCAACAGAUACGCUGACCACUACACUCGCCUCACAAACAUCCACGGCAGCGUCCGGCUCUGGAUCCAUUCAGACCGACGAGUCGUACAUCGGAAUAAUAGCCAUCUUGCUCUCCGCCGUCGGGCUUUCGAUUCAUCAAAUAUUAUACGCUCAGGCUUUCCCAAGCAGCAACCUGACUCAAGCUUCGUUUAUAAUGAUGAUCCUGGGCGUGACCAACACAAUUCUUUUUUUUCCUGUGCCACUGGUACUGCUGCUGAACGGCAACGAAACAGUUGACCUCGAUCGUUUGGAGUACGGAAUACUGGCAGCUUCUUUGAUCUGUUCAUUCUUGGUUGGUUUCUUAUAUGGCUAUGGCCUCGGCAUAACAUCGCCCUUUUUCAUGUCAUUGGGAGAAUUGCUAAGUUUAGGAACAAAUACAGUAAUCGACAUACAAACCAAAUCCGAUUUACAAGUCACCGCUUACCAGAUCGCAGGACUUGUGGUUGUGGCGGUGUCGUUUUUUGUGCUUAUCAUACCUGAUGAAAAGGUCUCCGUUCCACUGCGUUCCAAACGUAAAACAUCAGUGGAACUUCAAAUGCAGGAUGUACAACUGGAAAAGAGGAAUUAACUGCUUUAGCAUAGCAUUUCCUAUGUCUUUUGGUUAUUGACCAGAUUUGUGAUACGAGUAUAGUGGCACAAUGAAGUUGCUGCUUUAGCAUUUAAUGUUACUACCGUGUACUUAUUUACUAAUUAUUAUUUAUUAUAUAUAAUUAUCAGAUUUAGAUAUACAUAUAUUCUGUAGUCUGUACUUGUAUAAAUUAUAUUCUUCGUCUCAUCGUACUUUCUUUGAUUUUAUUUUAAUACGAUGUUAUUUUGAGAUUUUUGUUCAAUUGCUGCUGUGGUGCGGUGACCUGCGGCAUUCGCCGAUUUCGUCUUUCGCGGUAGUAUUUAAUAAAAGU
Molecule: messenger RNA, 1669 nt
Organism: Paramacrobiotus metropolitanus
Lineage: Eukaryota; Metazoa; Tardigrada; Eutardigrada; Parachela; Macrobiotidae
Exons: 7
Coding region: 241-1338 (365 amino acids)
Source: RefSeq, a predicted model, not a curated record